Columba livia (rock pigeon) is the source of this 3467-nucleotide messenger RNA. It is a transcript of the gene TMEM174, whose product is annotated as transmembrane protein 174. Lineage: Eukaryota; Metazoa; Chordata; Aves; Columbiformes; Columbidae. The transcript has 2 exons. The record is from RefSeq and is a predicted model, not a curated record. The coding region runs from base 186 to 920 and encodes 244 amino acids.
UUCAGGCUUCACUUCCCAGACCUUUAUUCUUCUAAGCAAAGUUUAUUCUUUCACAUGAUGGACUCUGUUAACCAUACAGGCACAAAGUUCUUGUAUAACUAACCUGAACCUUCAACUUUAAAUGCGCUGCCAAGUCCCUUACAAGCCCCCUUUCUCUUGAGGCAGAAGACACGUUACAUGCGGUAAUGGAGCAGAACAACAACAAUGUAGAAGAUUUUUCCUUGAAUGUCUUUUCUGUCACUCCUUAUCAGCCAAAUAGAUCUGAUAUCCUGGUAUCAGAUGGGGAUAAAGCCGGCGCCACUUUGCUAUUUUCAGGUGUGUUUUUGGGACUGGUGGGGAUCACUUUCACCGUUAUGGGAUGGAUAAAAUAUGAUGGCAUUACUCACCUGGAGUGGACUCAGUUGUUAGGACCUAUUCUGCUCUCUGUUGGGGUGACUUUUAUUCUGAUUGCUGUUUGUAAAUUUAACAUGCUUACAUGCAAGACCUGUAAAGAAGGAGAUGAAAAUGUGUCAGACCUCGACCAGACUGCAAGUGGACAGUCCUUUGUCUUCACCGGCAUUAACCAGCCUAUAACUUUUCACGGUGCCACAGUGGUACAGUACAUCCCUCCACCAUACCCAGCCCAGGAAGGCAUUGCUGUGGGUUCUGGUUACCUUCACCCGGUGUUCAGCUGCUGCGGUGCCGUUUCGUCCAGCACCUCACCAAUUCCCUCCCCGGGCUCUCCUCACUUCUGCCCUGCCUACCCCCUGGAUAACCUGGCUUUCACCGGAGACGAGAACUACGCUUCUUAUCCCGCAGAGCGUACCAGGAGUCAGAGGUCAGAGGACAGUUCUGAUGAGCCAGAAGAGCUGCUGGAAGACUACGCCUGUGAUGACUUGUCACCUCCUCGUUAUGAGGAAAUAUACCCACUGUCUUCAUAAAAUAACCAUGGAUGACAUAUGACACUUCUAAGAGACACCAGUUAUUUAAUCCCCAAGAAUGUUUUCUUUAAACACUUGCAUGAUAAGCAGGUGUGAGCAAGCCCUUUAUACUGAUACACAGUUCAGUAUAACUGAAAAUCUUUAACCAAUCUUUUUUUUUCUCCCUCAAAAAUUCAUUAGCUCUUUCCUACUCAGUUUAAUAGUAGAGGUAUUAAUUAUUUAAUAGCAAAACUAUUAAUAGUAAAUUCAAGGAUCUAUAUCCAUAUUAGGGUUCCCAACAAGAAGUCCAGUUUUCAGACUUGCUGAAACCAGUGUGAACUGUGAAUGCACAAGAUGUUUGUCAGGAUUGAUCCUGGACAUUCAGCAUCAUUAUAAAACAUUUGCUUUGUUCACUAUAUAUUUUCCCAUUUGGUUGCUUGGGAGUCUUUAAAAGUGCCCAAGUGUCUGAUCGUGAAAGUGCCUAUAAUGUCUUAAUUCUGUCUGAUUCCUCGGACUACAUCACUCCUUAAUAAGUCCAGUCUACAGAUUAGACUUUCUCUGCUUGGUUCAUAUGUCAUGUAGGCAUUUUUGGAGCAUCCUGCUCAAAUCAAAGCACCCCAGAACAGACAAAAUACAAAUGGUGACCUCUGCCCAUUUUUACCCAGACCUCUAAGAGAUCCUGUGUGCAUCAAAUUCAGUUCUCUUCCACACCUGAUGGGAUGCAAAGCACUACCUCUCACCAAGAGUCCUCGUAACUACUAUGUUAGUGUCCCUAAAUAAAAUGGCACCUUUCUGAAGCCUUGUCAGAGCUGUGUGGUCCUACCAGUUUUAAAGGCUUUAAUGAUCACAGUUUCUCCCUGCUGUGCCCUCAUUCUAGUGCAACUCUUCCUGAGGUCCCUUCUUGUCUGAAUGUGGGUCUUAAGCGCACAAUGCGGCCUUUAGAUUUCCUCAGAGCAUCCAGGUAAUUAUGGGCUGCAGUGAAUUCAAGUUCAGCUUUCAGGAUCAACAUGGUUCCAGACAUUGUAUCUACAAAUCACAGCUGUGUCUAACAAAGGAUGAGGUGCAGAAACUCCAAAAUCUUGCAAUCCAGGCUAAAGGUCUCAAAGAGCUUUGCUCUAGAGCUAUCUAAACCCCAGGGCAAUGAGAAUGCCACGAGUCCUUUCAUUUUUGUUUUGUAUUUCCACAUAUUCUUCAAGUUCUGCUUUUGACUGUUCCUAGAAAUGCCCUGACACAGCUGGACAAGUCAGGAUCUCCCUGUGCAGGAUCCCAUCAGUUUUGCAUAUCUCCCUCAAAUGACUCAAACCAAAAUCUGUUCUCAGCCCAUGCAGGCACCAUGCAAAAUGAUCUAGAGGUCCAUGGUCAUGUCCAAACUGACCAAGCAGUGUGCUGCUGGUAUGCCAGCAGGUCAGUCUCCUGGCUUGAAAUGUUAUGGUGAAAAGUGGGUGUCCACUAUAGAACGCAUGAACCUCACCUUACUUGCAAACACAGCUCUUGCCAUUUGUCAUUGAUCUAUGAUGGAUCUCAUUCCUGAGGGCUAGAGAAGCCUAAUAUUGAGCAGGGGUAGGCAGUAUGGGAUGUACCUGGCAGCUGGAAGUCACUGAGUGUCCAUGCAGCCUCACUAGCAAGCAGGACAUCUAACUGCAGAUGGAGAGGUGCAUUCUGAACAUUGUCCAGUUGCAUGGAGUUCCAGGUGUGCAUUCACCUCCCUGUCCUGUAUACUUAGACGAUGCCAAGAAAUAAAGCAUUUUUGGAGAGGAACAAGACAACCACUGUGCUCCACAGUGAUGGGUGUGACAAUGACAGGUCAUAUUUGGGACACAACAUGUAAACCGAAUAAAAGCUGGAUUAGCAACUGCAGCAACAGCUUCUAGUAGUGACUACAAAUAUGUGAGUGCUUUUUCUCACAAGAGAAAUAUGGGGCACACUGGUUUUCAGCAGUGACAGCCUAGUGUUAGCAGGCAGGUAUGUACAGUUGUAGAAAGGCAGGCAUUCUGUGUUUAUCAUGAUCUCUAUAGGACUGAGUGAGAGAACAUAAGGUCUAAAAAUAAAUGCAAGUUUCUCUUAUAGAAAUCUCUUGCUCCUCUUCCAGAAUCUACAGGGAAAUGAACUCACCCUCCCUUCACAGUGGGAAACUGGAAGGUUGCAAAUCCCCAGUUGGUUCCACACGGACAGAUCCCUGCAUUUAGCGUGUAGUUCUGCUGACUCCAGCAGGCAGUGCAGGAGCACAGAGGUCAGGCUUGACAGAUCCAAUUGCAGGAUCAGGCUCAAAAUUUCUACCUGAUCACCUUGCCUCACAAGAAAAUGCCUUCAGUCAGAAACUACAGACUUCUACUGUUGCUCUUAUUUUUUUUUUUUUCCAAAUAUGUGGCAUAAGCAUGUUUCGUGGGGUAAUUCUGGCUUUAUUUUUAUGAUGCCAAAUCGUACUGUUGGAGUAAAUAUGAGAAAUCCAGAAGGUUGCCCUGUGGACUCCAUAUCAGGUUUAGAGUUUACUUCUGUAUACACUGAGUUCGCUGAAAGAGACCUGGAUUUCUUUUUGGAAAGAAGGUUGAAUAAAUAAAUUUAAAUGAC